Messenger RNA from Cololabis saira (Pacific saury), 2046 nucleotides. RefSeq names its product cationic amino acid transporter 2-like. The transcript is spliced from 12 exons. Bases 1 to 2046 code for a protein of 681 amino acids. Gene Ontology annotation, molecular function: amino acid transmembrane transporter activity. Gene Ontology annotation, biological process: transmembrane transport; amino acid transport. NCBI's taxonomy places the organism in Eukaryota, Metazoa, Chordata, Actinopteri, Beloniformes, Belonidae. Gene Ontology annotation, cellular component: plasma membrane. The record is from RefSeq and is a predicted model, not a curated record.
AUGCUGAAGCAAGAGUUGCAAUCUGUUGACGUGCCUAACGACUCUGAUCAAGCCCAGACCUCUGAUGAUCUUGAGAGGAAAAGCAGUGCUUCAUCCUUUUUCAAGUUCAACCGCAUCCCAUCAAGCAUCAACAAAUCUGAGGUGGACAUCUACCUGGAUGCACAGACCUCUGAUGAUUUUACUGAGUACCUAACAUGCUGCACCAAAGUGUUGCGGUUCCUCCACAGCAUAACGAGGAGGAAGCCCGUGGAGCCUGAAGGUGAGGAGUCGGGUUUGUGCCGGUGCCUGAGCACCAUGGACCUGGUGGGGCUGGGCGUGGGCAGCACGCUGGGGGCCGGGGUGUACGUGCUGUCCGGAGAGCUCUCCAGGCAGGUGACCGGCCCCAGCAUCGUCGUCUCCUUCCUGGUAGCCGCCGUGGCCUCCGUGUUCGCAGGGCUGUGCUACGCUGAGUUCGGGGCCCGCGUCCCCCGGACGGGCUCGGCCUACCUGUACACCUACGUGACCGUGGGAGAGGUGUGGGCGUUCGUGGCGGGCUGGAACCUGCUGCUGUCCUACGUCAUCGGAACUUCUAGCAGAGCUAAAGCCUGGACUGGGGCUUUUGAUGACCUGCUAGAUAACGUCAUCGCUGAAACCCUGCAGGAGCACGCACGCAUGGAGGCGCCAGGCCUGGCUCUGUACCCAGACUUCUUUGCUGCUGCGCUGAUCAUGUUGCUUGCUGGGAUACUUGCAUACGGCGUGAGGGAGUCUGCGAUCCUGAACACUGUUUUUACGGCUGUAAACGUGGCGGUGUUGAUUUUUAUCAUCAUCUCUGGCUUCAUAAAAGGAGAUCUCAACAACUGGCGCAUCAGUGAGGAAACUAUUGCCAAUGCAACUCUGGAAAAGGAGAACCUUACUGAAGCCCAAACCCCGGCUUCAGAGUUUGGCGUUGGCGGGUUCUUCCCCUUCGGCGUUGAUGGAACUUUAGCCGGAGCAGCAACCUGUUUCUAUGCUUUUGUUGGAUUUGACUGCAUUGCCACAACAGGUGAGGAGGUGAAGAAUCCACAAAAAGCCAUCCCUGUUGGGAUUGUGGUGUCCCUGACGAUCUGCUUCUUGGCCUAUUUUGGCGUCUCUGCUGCGUUGACACUAAUGAUGCCCUACUACCUUCUGGACGGCCACAGUCCUCUCCCAGUGGCCUUUGAGUACGUGGGCUGGGAGCCGGCCAAGUACGCCGUGGCCGUGGGCUCUCUCAGCGCACUCUCAACAAGCCUCCUGGGAGUGAUGUUUCCGAUGCCGCGGGUGAUGUUUGCCAUGGCCAGAGACGGCCUGCUCUUCAAGCCGCUGCGCUACAUGAGCUCCAGACAGAGCCCGGUCUUAGCCACGCUGGCAGCAGGAGCUAUGGCGGCUUUCAUGGUGCUCUUAUUUGACCUGAAGGCCCUCGUAGACCUGAGCUCCAUUGGAACCAUCUCUGCAUACUCUCUUGUUGCAGUGUGUAUUCUGGUGUUAAGGUACACUGAAGACAACAACUCUGUCCACAGACCAGAACCGUUCACAAUAAAGGGGCUCUUCAGGCCUCCGUCUUUAGCCACCCACCGCACCUCUAAAAAUGUCAACAUCCUCAUCGUCAUUACCUGCGAGUCCUCGCCGUUUCUCCUCCUCCACCUGAGUCUCUCUCCAGUGGUCCUGGGGAUCAUUUUAAGCGUCCUGCUGACCGAGGCCAUGGAGUCCUUCCUCAGACCUGAGGUCUGGAGCGUCCUGCUGGUCUCUGUCCUCGGGCUGGCCCUGCUCUUCACCGUCUUCCUCAUCUGGAGACAGCCACAGAACACCAAUGAAGCAGCUUUUAAGGUUCCUUGUGUACCUGUAAUUCCACUUUUAAGUGUCUUGGUCAACACCUACCUGAUGGUUCAGCUGGAAGGAGAAACAUGGAUCAGCUAUGCUGUUUGGAUGGCAGUCGGCCUGAUCAUAUACUUCGCCUACGGGAUGCGUCACAGUGUCCAAAAGCGGAGACUGCAGGAAGCUCCGAACCAACUGAAUAUUAUUUAUGCAAAUGGCCGCCGUUCUGCAGCUUGA